AUGGCGACCUUCACCUCGGUAGUCGAGGCCAUAAUGACGCCAUCCCCCACCGUCAUCAUAACGGGCCUCCUGAUCCUCUUCAUUCCCUCCAUCAUCCUGCACUUUAUCCUCUCCUCGUCGCGGACGUACACGUCCCCCCCCGCCGUCCUCCUCCUCGGUCCGGAGGGGGCAGGCAAGACCAGUCUCCUCACCCUGUUCGAGCGCGGUGACGACGGUCCGGCCGCCACCCAUACCACUCAGUCCACCCAGUCGGUCGAGCUCAACGCUUCGGUCGACUCCGACUCCCGCACCAGCUUCCGCAACCACGAUGACACGACGGGCACCUACACCAAGUUCCUCCUCAUCGACACCCCCGGGCACGGAAAGCUGCGCAACGUCGCCGAGGGCAAGCUCCGGCGUACCGAGAAGCUUCGCGCCGUCGUCUUCGUCGUCGACGCCUCCGCCCUAGGUGAGCAGGACGUAUUGUCCGUCACGGCCUCGUACCUCCACGACCUGCUCCUCUCCCUGCAGCGUCGCACCGCCGCCACCGGCGACAAGAACAAGCCCUCCGGCCCCGUGCCCGUCCUCAUUGCCGCCAACAAGAUGGACCUCUUCACCGCCCUGCCCGCUACGAUGGUCAGGUCUAGCCUCGAGGCUGAGCUGUCGCGCAUCCGCACCUCCCGCAGCAAAGGUCUGCUCGACUCCGGUGUCGGAGCUGACGAUGUGGGCAGCGAGGAGCAGGAUGCCUGGCUGGGUCAGUACGGCACCGAAAAGUUCUCCUUCAAGCAGAUGCAGGAGUUUGGCAUCAACGUCGAGAUCCUGCCUGGAAACGUCAAGGGUGAUGGACCCGGGGCUGAAAAGUGGUGGUGGUGGAUUGCUCAGAAGAUAUAA
Messenger RNA from Geosmithia morbida, 870 nucleotides. Its product is annotated as signal recognition particle receptor subunit beta. The transcript has a single exon. The coding region runs from base 1 to 870 and encodes 289 amino acids. The record is from RefSeq and is a predicted model, not a curated record. NCBI's taxonomy places the organism in Eukaryota, Fungi, Ascomycota, Sordariomycetes, Hypocreales, Bionectriaceae.